Eubalaena glacialis (North Atlantic right whale) is the source of this 2626-nucleotide messenger RNA. RefSeq names its product retinoic acid receptor alpha (gene RARA). Gene Ontology annotation, biological process: retinoic acid receptor signaling pathway; regulation of transcription by RNA polymerase II; cellular response to corticotropin-releasing hormone stimulus. The transcript is spliced from 9 exons. The record is from RefSeq and is a predicted model, not a curated record. The coding region runs from base 692 to 2080 and encodes 462 amino acids. Gene Ontology annotation, cellular component: transcription regulator complex; nucleus. Gene Ontology annotation, molecular function: nuclear glucocorticoid receptor binding; nuclear receptor activity; zinc ion binding. Lineage: Eukaryota; Metazoa; Chordata; Mammalia; Artiodactyla; Balaenidae.
GGGAAAGGGGGGGCGUGAUCCUGUGGGCCCGCCCCUGGUUGGUGAUUGGUCGGAGGGCGGCCGGGGGCGGGCCCGAGGGUGAGGUCCUCCCCGCUGCUCGGUACCCUCCGCCCCCCGGUCUGGGGCUCCGGGUAAAGUUUCAGCCUCCGCACGUGACUCGCCAUGGCCGCUGCUUUCGCCCCGCGCCCCUGAGCCGCGGCCCCCCAAACCGCUCCUCUCCCUGGACCCCGGCAACCCCUGACGCCGAGCGGCUCCAAGGCUCAGGGUCAGGGCAGACGCCGUGCUCGCGGGCGACCCGGACGGAUUGCUUCCCUCCGCUGCGAGCAUCACAGGACAUGGCCUCCCCAGCCACCUAGCCGGGGCCCACCUAGGAGAGGGAUCCUUUCAGCGUCCUGAAGGCCAGCUCUGGACCUUCCUGGGAAAGUGCCAGCUCACAGAACUGCUUGACCAAAGGACCGGCUCUUGGGACGUCCCCCAGCCCACCUGGCCCCCAACUGGAGUCGGGGCUCCAGGAGGCCGAGAUCAGCCUGCUAGCCUUGGACCGCAGCUCCAGGACAGAAGGGGGGGGGGUGGGCUGACCACCCAAACCCCCUCUGGGCCCAGGCCCCAUGACCCGAGGAGAGGUGGCCUGAAGCCUGCCAGAGCCUUCCGCCAGACUGUCUGCCUGCUCUUCUGACUGUGGCUGCUUGGCAUGGCCAGUAACAGCAGCUCCUGCCCGACACCUGGGGGCGGGCCCCUCAAUGGAUACCCGGUGCCCCCCUACGCCUUCUUCUUCCCCCCCAUGCUGGGGGGACUCUCCCCACCAGGCGCUCUGACCACUCUCCAGCACCAGCUUCCAGUUAGCGGCUAUAGCACGCCAUCCCCAGCCACCAUUGAGACCCAGAGCAGCAGUUCCGAAGAGAUAGUGCCCAGUCCCCCCUCGCCACCCCCUCUCCCCCGCAUCUACAAGCCUUGCUUUGUCUGUCAAGACAAAUCCUCAGGCUACCACUAUGGGGUCAGCGCUUGUGAGGGCUGCAAGGGCUUCUUCCGCCGCAGCAUCCAGAAGAACAUGGUGUACACGUGUCAUCGGGACAAGAACUGCAUCAUCAAUAAGGUGACCCGGAACCGCUGCCAGUACUGCCGGCUGCAGAAGUGCUUCGAAGUGGGCAUGUCUAAGGAGUCCGUGAGGAACGACCGAAACAAGAAGAAGAAGGAGGCACCCAAGCCCGAGUGCUCCGAGAGCUACACGCUGACGCCAGAGGUGGGGGAGCUCAUCGAGAAGGUGCGCAAAGCGCAUCAGGAGACCUUCCCCGCCCUCUGCCAGCUGGGCAAGUACACUACGAACAACAGCUCAGAACAGCGUGUCUCUCUGGACAUUGACCUCUGGGACAAGUUCAGUGAACUCUCCACCAAGUGCAUCAUUAAGACUGUGGAGUUCGCCAAGCAGCUUCCCGGCUUCACCACCCUCACCAUUGCGGACCAGAUCACCCUUCUCAAGGCUGCCUGCCUGGACAUCCUGAUCCUGCGGAUCUGCACGCGGUACACGCCCGAGCAGGACACAAUGACCUUCUCGGAUGGGCUGACCCUGAACCGGACCCAGAUGCACAAUGCCGGCUUCGGCCCUCUCACGGACCUGGUCUUCGCCUUCGCCAACCAGCUGCUGCCCCUGGAGAUGGAUGAUGCUGAGACAGGGCUGCUCAGUGCCAUCUGCCUCAUCUGUGGAGACCGGCAGGACCUGGAGCAGCCAGACAGGGUGGACAUGCUGCAGGAGCCGCUGCUUGAGGCACUGAAGGUCUAUGUGCGGAAACGGAGGCCCAGCCGCCCACACAUGUUCCCCAAGAUGCUGAUGAAGAUCACAGAUCUGCGAAGCAUAAGUGCUAAGGGGGCUGAGCGGGUGAUCACGCUGAAGAUGGAGAUCCCGGGCUCCAUGCCACCUCUCAUCCAGGAAAUGUUGGAGAACUCAGAGGGCCUGGACACUCUGAGCGGACAAGCGGGGGGCGGGGGGCGGGAUGGGGGCGGCCUGGCUCCCCCGCCUGGCAGCUGCAGCCCCAGCCUCAGCCCCAGCUCAAACAGAAGCAGCCCGGCCACCCACUCCCCGUGACUGCCCGUGCCCCAUGGACACAGCCCUCGCCCCGUGCCCUGGCUUUUCUCUGCCUUUCUACCAACCAUGCGACCCCCGCCAGCCCUGCCCCCCACCCGUCCUCCCUUCCCUGGGGGACCGGAGGGAGGCGGCGGCGACUCUUCGGACAGAGGCCUGGGCCUGCGAUGGACUGCCCGCUCCUGCUGAUGUCAGGGCUGACAUCGGGGGCAAGGACUGAGUGAGGACCCCUGGUCCCGGGCCUCAGGAUGGGGCCCGGGGGCCUCGUGUUCAUCAAGACACCCCUCUGCCCACCUCUCCACAUCUUCAUCACCAGCAAAUGCCAGGACCUGGCUCCCCCAUCCUCAGAACUCGCAAGCCAUUGCCCCCUCGUUGGGGAACCCCCCUGCCUCGGUUGGUGACAGAGGGGGUGGGCCGGGGUGGGGGAUUCCCCCUGUACAUACCCUGCCGUACCAACCCCCAGGUAUUAAUUCUUGCUGGUUUUGUUUUUAUUUUAAUUUUUUUUUUUUGGUUUUGAUUUUUUUAAUAAGAAUUUUCAUUUUAAGCACA